CUCAGAUCAGUGUGGGUCGUUACCAUAGCACUGCCUGACUCAGUUCGGGCUCUUAUAGGUGGGCGUUCUUCUCCACUUUCAAAAUCACGGCAAUGAAGAACAAUGAAUGCAGUUUCUUACGUCGCCUAACAUCUGUAAGGAAUGACGCGCAGACGAUGACCUUUACGCGACGAUACAAGAAGACACGGAGCGUCACCUGCGCGGCUGAUGCGAGUCCGAUGCGUAAAAGCGCACAAUGACAACAAAUUGCGCGCUCUGCGGUUCCGCCGCGCUUAAUCUGAAUCUGGAAAUGUGAAGGGCUCUGGAUUAGGAUCUUGUCGGGGGAUGCGAAUCGCCCUCCUUUGUUCCCGCAGAUGAGGGUCUGACGUGUUCCCGGGGGAUUUUCAGUCGCGGUUCAAACCCUGAUACGCUGGCGAGUCGGUCACACACACACACACACACACACUUACACACACAUUCACUCAAUGCUGCUAUGACUUCCUGCAUGCGUCCAUACUGUGAUCUGAUUGCUCUUCGCAUGCUGCUGCUCAUCUCGCUGCUGCUCCUGCUCGUGAGGUCCGAUUCGGCAGAUAACCGUUGCCUGUCUGCCCUGGCCUCCACAUGUGAAGACUGUCUGAGACGCGGCCCUGAAUGCGCAUGGUGCUCUCAGGAGAGGUUUCUGGAUGGGGCGUACGUAAGUCAGCGAUGUGGAACUGUGUCCGACCUGCGAGUCAGAGGUUGUGAAGAGGAGUUUAUCGAGAACCCAAAUGUGAAAGUGGAAGUGAAUGCCACUGUCAGCAGUUCACAGGUGGCACCGAGGGAGAUUUCCAUCCACCUACGACCAGGCAGCGAGGCGAGCUUUGUGAUUGAGGUGCAGCAGUUGGAACGGUACCCUGUGGAUCUGUACUAUCUAGUGGACGUCUCGGCGUCCAUGCAGGACAACCUGGACCGGCUGAAGACUGUGGGUCUGGCUCUGUCUCACCAGAUGAAGGAACACUCAAGCGACUUCAGAGUCGGCUUCGGGUCUUUUGUGGAUAAACCGGUGUCUCCGUACAUCGACGUGCACCCCUCCAAACUUGUGAACCCUUGCAGUGAUUAUGAGGUCCACUGCAGGCCCGCUCACGGAUUCAUCCACGUCCUCCCCGUCACAGAGAAUAUGACAGAGUUCACACGGGUCAUUCAGGAGCAGAGGAUCUCUGGGAACAUGGACACACCUGAGGGCGGCUUUGAUGCCAUGCUGCAGGCCACCGUUUGCCAGAAAGACAUCGGAUGGCGACCAGAAGCGAAGCAUCUGCUGUUGGUUAUGACAGACCAACCUUCUCAUCUGACUUUGGACAGUAAACUGGCCGGUAUCGUGGUUCCUCAUGACGGCCGCUGCCACCUAGAGGAUAAUAUCUACUCUCAGACUACUAAUAUGGAGCACCCAACAAUCGGUCAACUGGCAGAGAAGCUUCUAGAGAACAACGUUUACUCCAUCUUUGCGGUGGACCAGGUGCAAUAUCAGUGGUAUGAGGAUCUACUGGACCUGAUUCCUGGAAGUUAUGUGGGCCGACUGUUUCCUAAAGCAUCUAAUCUUAAAGAUUUAGUAGUUCAUGCCUACAAGAAGCUCCUGUCAGAUGUGGAAGUGCAGAUUGAUGUGGAGGAUGGCCAAGCUCACCGGUUCUGGGUGAACGUGACAACCUUUUGCCCCGAUGGAUCCUCUGUUUCUGGAAACACUAAAUGUUCCAGCGUUCAGCCUAAACAAACAGUUUUCUUCAAAAUCACGGUCGGGAUGAGCUCCUGCCCGGCGGCGGGUGAAGAUCAGGAGGUUCUGAUGUCCGUGAGGCCUGUAGGAUUCAACGAGUCUGUUACCGUACGGAUCCGUCAGGUCUGCGGGUGUGGCUGCACUGAGAGGGGCCGUUGUCAUGACGACCUGAAUCCCUGUUCCACAGAGACCGGCGCCGGCUCGACGGACAGCUGUAGACAGGACAGAACCAAACCUGUCUGCAGCGGAAGAGGAACUUGUAAAUGUGGGACGUGUGUGUGUGAUGCUAGCAGAUUGGGGAAUAUCUACGGAAAGUUCUGUGAGAUGGACGACUUCUCAUGUCCAUACGAGAGAGGCCUGGUGUGUGGAGGGCACGGACGGUGUGUUUCAGGUGAAUGUGUCUGUCUUCCCGGCUGGACGGGUGAGACCUGCAGCUGUCCCGUCUCCACAGAGACCUGCGUGUCAAACGAUGGGUUGAUCUGCAGCGGCCAGGGAAAGUGUGUGUGUGGCAAGUGUGUAUGUGACGACCCGCAGCGAUCUGGAACGUUCUGUGAGAAGUGCCCCAUCUGCUACAGCUCCUGUCAGUCUCACUGGAGCUGUGUGAACUGUCACCUGUCUAAUGGACUUGGAUCAGACGGUUUCCAGCUUUGUAAUCACAGCUGCGCUCCAUCGGUGGACUAUGUGGACGACAUCACAGAGCUGGUCCGGGGGAAAUACUGCUUGUAUCCCAGUAGUGAUAAGUGUCAGUACCGCUUUCUCAUGGACUUGGCAUCAGAUCGACCUCAGCUGCACAUUAGUCGACAUCCUGUGUGUGUUUGGAGUCGCCGGUACUUAAAGACCUUCCUCAGCGCCUUCCUACUGACCGUCACGCUGGGAAUCGCCAUGCUGGCCGCGGUCCGACAGCUUCUGAGAGCCAGAAACUGCUGGUGGCAGUCAAACCCUGAACAACCGUUUGAUGACAGCCAUAAGGAUUCAUCAUUUGUCCCCACGACCAAUGAGAAGACGAUAACAUACAGGAGGGACCGUCUGCCCAACCACCCCGUGGAGAUGCACUCAUACAUGCCCAAAAUGCCCCUGAGCGGCACCUGGCAGUGACGAGGGUCAAAGGUCGCUCUAGAAAUGAAGCACUACCUGAAGGAAAACACAAUCUUUCUCUUUAAGCACUUACUUCACAAGAGCAAUAUCCCGUGUGGGUUUUCCGAGGGUGUUUCCUUUUCAUUCCGUUUCUAAUUUAUUAUGUUGAAUGGCAUUAACUUUCUCUCAUCCUGAAGCCACGAAGGAUGAAGAUGUACAGAAAAAGUGAUGGUACGUAAAAAUGCCUGAUGUGGUUUAGACGCGUUCACCUCAAUAGACUCGGCCAGUUAUCUGUGGAGUUCUCCGGUCUGUUCAAGAUCGUCUCUCUGGUUUUUCAGUUACUGUUUGUUUGAUUGUGUCUGUAAAUGGAUGUGAGAGUGUGUUUGUGAUAUUUUUACUUGUUUUAUUCUGGUUGUCAUUACACUACAGACUCUGGCUGUUCAGAAUUAGCAUACUGUCAUACUGCUUCUACUAUUUCUGCAGUACGCAUGCAGAAAAUACACAUUUCCAGUAUGAUGAAGGACCUGCAUUUGACGUCUCUUUCUUGAAGCACUAUUUGGACUUAAUAAUUAUUGGACUACAAAAAGUCCUUUUACACUAAAUUAAAAAUGCAACAUUAUUUAUCUUCUGAAAUUAUAUGCAUUAUAUACUGUGUAGCAUGCAGUAAACUGCCUGCAAAGUGGUGAGGUCAUGUGACCCUAAUGUAGCAUACUGUUUGAAUGUUUUUUUGCAUGCUGCAUGUUUAACAUGCUGUUUUUAAAAUGCAAUUUUCACAGUAUGCUUUAAGCAGUAUGCCAGUAUCAGUUCUAAACAUAGUGGCUGCAUCUGAAAUCUCAUACUAUAUAUAUGGUAGGAUGAAAAACAUGACAAGAAUACGGGCCUGUCCAAAUAUCCAAACUUGUGGUCUUGGCCACUUGAGAGCACGUGCAUGUAAGUGUGCAAGCUGUCCCAGGUCUGAAAAAUGCCAAAGCGCAGUACACAACGCACACUAAACCCACACCAUCCCUAAGGCCCUGUUUACACCUGGUAUUAAAAUGCGUUUUGGUCGAUCGGAUCACAAGUGGACGACACUAAGUGGACGGCUGAAGACCCAAGUUUUGGUUUGAAGAUGAAAAAUGUACCCAGCACAAUGUUCUCUCUCCAUUCCUGAUUUCUAGCACUCGUUCACAGCGGUCUUGCAGCUGUCAGAGCAGAAACGAAAGCUGUUGCUCUCUAUGUUUUUCCAUUGUCUCUAGUCGUGUUCAUAUGUAAAUUGCGCAAGUUUAUUUUGUCCAUUGGAUCGAAAGAUCUAAAAAGUCUCAUACAUUCAUCCACCCGUAGAGAAAUCGGGACAGAAGUGGUUGAAAGUGGACAAAAGAGACAGAUUAAAACACCAGGGGCAAGAUUUACUAAUAGCUUGCUCCAACGCAAACCCCCUUUUGGCGUUAAAAAACUACUGUCAGGAUUUACUAAAGACGCACAGUGAAAAAUUAGCACUGAAAAGGCAUGGACACAUUUAUUUUUGUGGCUUACCUUAUUGCAUAUGCAUUUGUAGGAGUUUCCCUUUUUUAGACCCAAAAUUUAUGGGAGGAGAGUAUUUAAAUGAAUCACGCAAGGUGAUUUACUAAGGUUUGUGCUAGUCAAUUUACUCGCCAUUAUUUACUGCCCAAAAAAAGCAUGUCUUAAACCAGACACUAAUUUGCACUGCUUUUGGUAGACUUAGUUGAUCAUUAUGGAAAUGAUCCGGCUGUGUUCUUUAAUUUGCACAUCGUCAGUAGAUCACGUGCUUUUUUGGAAUUGCGCUCUCACGCUAAUUUGCCCUGUUUAGUAAAUCUGGCCCUAGGUGUAAACAGGAAUGUGUCUCCCUCAUCCACUUGUGAUCCGAUCGACCAAAACGCAUCUUAAUACCAGCUACAAACAGGUACUUCAGAGCGUAUCCCGUCAUUCAUCACAUUCAGGAAUUUGCAGGCCCUGAUUUCGCAUCAUAUCUAAUGAAAACAUUCAAACAAGUGUGAGUUCAAUUAAUUAGAUGUUACAUAUAAAUUUGUUUGUAAAACGUAAAGUGUUGCACAUUUAAUUGGUGCAGAGACUCCAGAGGUUAUAUGUGGUUUGUAAAACGUUUGAAAAUGAAGCACCACAAACACGUAGUCUCCAAUUGAGUAAACAAAUGUCCGGAAUACAUUAAUACUACACACAUUCUUACUAUACAGAACGGUUUUUGUUUUUUUUAGCAGUUGCAAAGUAAUUAGUUCUUAAAAAUAAGUACUUACUCAGAGAGUAUGUGAUUUCGGAUGCAGCCAGUGGUUAGGAAAGCCCUGUCCUGCUGACUGGGAUUAGUCUGCCACCUAGUGUUCAUCACACGCUAACAAAUUUAUGAGUAGCAGUGGGAUUCUUUAGUUAUUUUUGUAGAUUGUGAACGUGGCAUUCAGGUUUAUUGAAUUUGUUAAUAUUUAAGCAGAGAUCUCAGAACAGUAAAUUAUUUUUUCUGCACUAUUCCCAGCUCAAAUUAUGCUGCAUCAUUCCCUGAUACGACUGGAGUUUGAGGAAGUUUCUUCCUACAAUAGUUUACUGUAUUGAGUUGUGUGUUAAUUAUUGACCUGCUGGUCGGUAUUUAUAUCUGUUGUCUUGUACUACUGAGGCUCCGUUUUGUCCUGACUGAACGCUCGACCAACGGACCCAUAAUGCAGCCCUUGAGGUCACCUUAGCAUUCCUGUGGCUCUAAUACAUUUGUGUUUACAUUGUGGGAACAUUAAAUAAAUAUUUAUUUCUAGUUGUUUUGAAAUUAAUGCUUUGUUGGAUUUUCUUUUUUUUUUUUUCUUCUUCUUUUUUUUUUGUAUAGUGUGAACAGAUUCUGGUACAGAGCAAUAGGCCUACAAUGUUAGCAUUUCUGACUGAUCGUGUUUGUAUUUGGGUAAAUCAAACCGCACACCAGCCCUUCUGGUUAUGCUUUGUAGCUGGUUUCAUGAAAAAGAAUAUCAAUAAAAAUCAUAACAGUGCUUCA
Messenger RNA from Megalobrama amblycephala (Wuchang bream), 5777 nucleotides. RefSeq names its product integrin, beta 8 (gene itgb8). The record is from RefSeq and is a predicted model, not a curated record. The transcript has 15 exons. Bases 473 to 2818 code for a protein of 781 amino acids. Gene Ontology annotation, biological process: cell migration; integrin-mediated signaling pathway; cell adhesion mediated by integrin. Gene Ontology annotation, cellular component: focal adhesion; integrin complex; cell surface. Gene Ontology annotation, molecular function: integrin binding. NCBI's taxonomy places the organism in Eukaryota, Metazoa, Chordata, Actinopteri, Cypriniformes, Xenocyprididae.